Messenger RNA from Phytophthora sojae, 525 nucleotides. RefSeq lists its product as hypothetical. Lineage: Eukaryota; Oomycota; Peronosporomycetes; Peronosporales; Peronosporaceae. The annotation marks the transcript as partial. The transcript is spliced from 2 exons. The record is from RefSeq and is a predicted model, not a curated record.
AAUCACCUCGAUCAGUUGUACAAGCGCAAGCAACUCGAGAAGGCGCUGCCCCCUGUCCACGUUUUGAUGAUCGACUUCCUCCAUGGAAGCCCGGAGAAGCCGCCAUCAAACGUGAUGGACUGGGAAAGGGGUCGCGGAGACCUGCAAAACUUGCUAAAUCAGGUCCUACCCAACUCGUAUCUGUCAACUCUUUCAGACCUAGUGUCGAACCUAGACCCAUGCGAGGUAAUGAAGGCCCUCGAGAAAGACUAUGGGCAGGGCGAUGCGGCUGGUCUGCUUGAGUUGACCCGAGCCUGGUCAAGGUUGGCUCGGAGCCAGUGGCGCGAUCUUCGCAUCCUCUUCGUCCAGCUGAAGAAAGCGCGCAAUGAAAUCAACAGAAAGACGCAAGAGCUUCUGGGAGAGGACAUGGUCACUGAAUCGUGGCUAUGUGGGGAGGUCCUGUCCCAGUUGCCGAAAGAGUUUUGGGCAUCGUCCAUCCCCAUGAAAAAGAGCGACUUCACUGUCGAAAGGUGGAAAGCGCACUGA